Molecule: messenger RNA, 5416 nt
Organism: Cottoperca gobio
Lineage: Eukaryota; Metazoa; Chordata; Actinopteri; Perciformes; Bovichtidae
Gene: cygb2
Product: cytoglobin 2
Exons: 3
Coding region: 445-1041 (198 amino acids)
Biological process (GO): oxygen transport
Molecular function (GO): oxidoreductase activity; oxygen binding; heme binding
Source: RefSeq, a predicted model, not a curated record
GAGAGAGAGAGAGAGAGAGAGAGAGAGAGAGAGAGAGAGAGAGAGAGAGAGAGAGAGAGAGAGAAGAAGAAGUUGAAAGAGUGAGGAGAGAAGAAAAGAGGAGAGAGAGCGAACCAGUGAGGGAAAUAAGUUUUCAGUUGGAGGGAGAACAAGUGAGGGAGAGUUUGGGGUGAGAGAGCUUGGUGGCUGCUGGGUGGCAGUGGGGGGAUUGGGAGCUUCGUUUUCCCUUUUCAUUUUUCGGCUGUGAACGCCGCCUGCCACCUCUCUUCUCCUUCUCCCCCCUCUCCUCCUCCUCUUCUUCCUCCUCUCCGCUCCUCUUCUCAUCCCGACUUUCCUCUCCCAGCUCCCGCCGUGGGGUCUCAGCUCUCCAUCUCCCUCCCCCCCUCCCUCGCUCCCUACCUCCCUCGGCUGCUGGGAGCCUCCGGGCUGCUGCGCCGCAGGAGGAUGUCUCGCAGGGAGUCUCCGCCGCCGCCCUCGCCACCUCCACCUCCACAGCUGCUGGGAGUGCGGAGAGGAGAGGUGGAGCGCGAGGACCGUCCGGAGCGCGCUGAGCCGCUUUCCGACGCCGAGAGGGAGAUCAUCCAGGACACGUGGGGGCACGUCUACAAGAACUGCGAGGAUGUGGGGGUGUCUGUGCUCAUAAGGUUCUUUGUCAACUUCCCAUCGGCCAAACAGUACUUCAGCCAGUUUCAGGACAUGGAGGAUCCAGAGGAGAUGGAGCGAAGCAGCCAACUUCGGCACCAUGCCCGCAGGGUGAUGAAUGCCCUCAAUACUGUGGUGGAGAACCUCCACGACCCAGAGAAGGUGUCCGCAGUGCUGGCCCUGGUGGGGAAGGCCCAUGCUAUCAAACACAAAGUGGAACCCAUGUACUUCAAGAUCCUAAGUGGCGUAAUGCUGGAGGUGUUGGCUGAAGAUUUCCCAGAAUUCUUCCCAGUAGAGGUGCAGAUGGUGUGGACCAAACUGAUGGGGGCGGUGUACUGGCACGUGACAGGGGCCUACACAGAUGUGGGCUGGCUCCAGGUCUCCAGCUCGGCAGUGUGAAGAGUUAGAAGAAGAGGGGGGUAAAGGAGUUUCAAUUGCAAGGAGUUCUGUGAGAAUGGUUUCACAGACAUGGAUAAGAUUAACGUGCAACUCUGUACUUUAUUUUGGUGACAUUUUGGGUGCAAAGCCUUCAUUGCUGGGAUGUUUCUACAUCGCACGUCCCAGAGAUCCCUUGGACACCAAACAAUGUAGCCAGACAACAUAUUACUUUUCUUCUAAUGAAGUUUUAGCUAGUGGUACUUUGGUCUGUAUAUUUAGCAGGGAAGCUAUCUGCUAAUGCUAACUAUCCAGUUCUUCUGCUGUUUAUUUGACAAUUGACCUUACGCUAAUAUCUGCCUCCCUUUGUUACUGAUGCUAGUCUUGCCAAGCUUUCACAUCUAGUCACAUGCAGUAUGCCGUUGACAAUGUUAAUGUGGUCAGAUUUAAUGCUCAACAUUCUUGAUAAUUUCUGAAACAAUAGUUCCCUGAUUAUCAGACGGAGGUAGGCUUCUCAUUUCACUAACACAUAACACUGCUGAUUUUGCCAGAUGUUUACUAUCGCUAGCUAUCUAAUUAAUGUUAGCUAAGUAAGUUAUUUUGAUAAUGCUGUUUCCAACCAACAUGUCUUUUAACACAACCUUGUAAAAGGGUCAUACAUAGGCUAUGUACUUGAAGGCUACAUAACAGCUACAUUUCAUGCUAAACGGCUAAAGCUUCCUGUCCUACAAGUAAAAACGCAACACGCGGAAACAAAGGAACAGUAUUGUUCUUGUAUUACGACAUAGUUAUAUACGGUAGUUCUAGCAUUAUGGUACAAAAUUAUUUAAAAAAAUGUGAAGAAAAGUACUGUAUUAUAGAAAAAAACGAUAGGGUAGGUUAUAUUUAAUGAGCUAAUUAGCCAGACAUGCUAACAUUUGCAGCUUAGGUUAGAGCAGACAAACAAACUAUUAGUCUACUACACUCUUUAAACUUUUAGUGUUGUGUUUUUGAUUGGAAAAAAAAAAAAUAUGAAUACCAUAAGCUACAUCUCUCACAACAGCAUCAUGCACACUGCUUUAGCUAGCAGAGAAAUCCAAAGCUCGACAGGCCGGCUGUGUGUAGUUACAGAUAAGCUAACAUUAUAUGUUGGACAAUUGCUGUUCAGGGUAACGUUUGGGGUUUUAGUGAACGGUCAGCCGGGAUGGCAGUAACAGAAAUUUAUUUAUAUGAAAAUGUUGCGGAUUAUUACUUUACAGAGUUCAUUUCUGUGAAAACCUGCGUUGAGAGAAGCAUCUUCCGGCUAAGCCGCACAUAUGAAUACACCUCAUGAUAUUUUGAAAAAGAGAUUAAGAAAUGUUUAGACAAGAAGUCAUUUUUAAGCUCUGAGAGGGGGGCAGUUAGUUGUUGAAGCCCCAGCUAUGGGACCAUGGAGCUGCUGACUGUUAAUAGAUCCUCUUUGUGUCCUACUACAGUAUAUCCUCAUGUUUAGGGGACUCGUGCCCCUUUCUCUCUCUAUUGAUGCAUUGCGUGCUCUUAAUGUCUUGUUUAACUUUACCCAGGUGUUGUUUGUAUAAGUGUACAGUGGGCAAGUGUGCAUACUCUUCUGCCUGUGUUUACAACUCAUUGAUGCGUCCGUCUGUCGACGUGUUCAACAGGGCUGUUUUUUCUUUGCUAAAAGUCUAGCAACAAUGCUUUAAGUUUCUUCUUGCCUAUCACUUUCAUUACAUGCAAACAUUGUGAAAAUGAGAUGGAAAAUAUCAACAGGUGGUCCCAAUCAGUAACCGCACACAUAGGCCUACACACUCACACUCACACACUCACACGCUCACACACAGGCAUGCUAUAAGACCUCCCCUGUGCUAAUAUUUACAGGACUGUCAGUUAGUUUACGUCUUCAAAACCCCAUCAGAAAGAUGUGAGGCAUUAAAGGCUCCAUUAAGGGCUUUAGAAAGUCACUCCGGAGGUCUACUGGAAAACAUGUCAGCUUUAGAAGUGCCAUCAAUCAGUUUUACUUAGAUCUCGGACCCAUCUAAUACAAGAAAUUCUAUCCAAAUACAUACAAAUAAUGCAUCAUGUGAAUUGUACUGCCUUUGCUCUUACACAAUGGAUGCUUUCUUCAUAUUUUACAAAGGGAGUGGUGGAAGCCUCACAGUUUCUCUCUAAACUUGUACAUCAUAUUCAGUUAUCCGCCCCUCCCCAAAGAUGCUGCAUACUGUCAACUUUCCUCACCUUACAUAACCUCGUCUUCUUGUCACCGGCGCUUCAGUAAUCACAGUUGUUGGACUGCAUGCACUCCUGCUAGCUGUCCUCAUAUGUGGCUAUCUCUCUGGUCAAUUCCCAAACAUACACGGUAAAUCUGUUUAGGAUGGACAUUUGAUCCAAUCUUCAGUUUGCAUCUGCUCCUGUGACAUCCUGUAUCUCCCAUCGGACUCCCUUGGCAUCGGCUUCUGGCAUUAAUGAGGAGGUAAUGAGUCUCCUCUCCUCCUCAUUUGGUCAUUCAUCUACUGUCACUUCCCAUUGCCUCCGUUAGGACCGCGUCACUGCGACCAAAAACAAUUAUGACCGGACAAUUGGUCUUAAACCUGCCACACCGUGUCAGCCAUUCAAAAUAAUUGCUUCAUAAACAUGUCUUCAGUGACUUUUUGAAGGUUUUAAUUACACGUUAUGCCUUUCCUUACACCAGUGCUUUCCAAACUUUUCCGAUUAUGCCUCCCUUUGGAAGCCGGCAAACAUAUCAGUCAAAAUAUGUGCUGGUCUGCUAUCCCUGGUCAUACAGGAAGUGUUCCCCUUGUAAUGGCUCUGUGCCCUUACCUAGUUGGAGAACCACUGCCUUAGACCAAACUGUUAUAUCCUCAACAUGUGUGUUUCCAUCAACCUGGUUUUAUGCACCUUUUUUAGUUUACGUAUAAAAGAAACCCUGAGCUGAAACGCUGAAAAUAAAAACUCAAAACAGUUUUUCCGCUCGGCUGAGUUGGGAAAGUUGGUGUAUAAAUAAAAGCAAAAUGUGAGUGCAGUGGAAACAGGUUUAGCAAAUAAACUCUUUAUCUUGAUAACGUGAUGGAUGGAAAUGUGCAUUGUUUCUCAUUUUUAAAAUUGAAGUAUUUAAGAUUUAUUAUGAUUAUUAAAUGAUUAUUAUUUAAAUGGUUCCAGUGUGAUUUAUACUAAACAUCUCCAAGAAUCUCACCUGAAAUGUAAUUAAAGUUUCCUCCAUACAGUAUCUGUGUAUGGAAGCCAAGAACAAAUCCCAUUAUCUCAAGUUAAUAUCUUUCUUAUCUUGGUACAGAGUUGUGAUUCCUUGAGAUGACGAGACAAUUAACCUGCGAUUAAAAAAACUCCUGAGAGAACAAGAUAAUAUAACUUCCGAACACAAUAAGAGGAUUAAGAAAAUAAUUGCAACCACAGCCAGUCUUGGCUUCAGUAUCUGUAAAAACUGCCAUUCAACAUAAGUUUACUCAGAGCUCCCAUUAAACAAGUUCCUUUUCAAGUCGAACUGGAGAGUCAUAAGCCAAUAAGUGGAUAAAAAUACACACAGGAGUCAAACAAACCUCAAAGUAAACUAUUUACACUCUGGCUCAAAUAGCCCUGGAGGCAGUAAAGCUGUUGUCAGUCAUAAAUGAUCCGCUUCAAAAUACACACAAGUCCUAUUAUUUGCCCGACUUCUGACGUCAGCGUCCCUCUGAGGUCAGACUUCAAGCAGCUCGAGGUUCAGGAGUAUUUUUGUUAAGCAGAGUUCCCCCGACAUCUUGUAAACACUGCGUGGUGUGAAACCCGUCUGCAAACACACACACACACACACACACACACACACACACACACACACACACACACACACACACACACACACACACACACACAGGCUUUGUGUACCUCUUCGUCUGUAUGAAGCUCUUCGUCAUGAACACACAUUAUUAUGUGCAGACACUUCCCAAUAAUGCUCACUCGCUUUCUUUAUCACUUUCCUCACACACACAAAUGGUCUUGCAUUUAAUUAGUGAAGUGGGCAUGUCCUCGCAUGCCAAGUGUACUAGAGCAGCACUUAAUCCAGUAUAUAUUUUCAAUACAUUUAGGAUAAAAAUUAGACAAACUUCGCUCAUGAAUGCAUUUCACAUGUUCAUUCUUUUUCAGCAAAUAAGGGCAUCACAGCAUAUAUGGAACUAUGUGUUUUUGUUGUGAAACGUUUCUGUCUAUCAGUUGAAAAGUUAGGACUUUAUAUUUUUCUAAAUAUAUCUAUGAGAAGGAUUCUAUGUAUUUGAAUACUGUAUAUGAAUAUGUCAUUGUAUACUGCGUUGUUGGUGGGAGCGAGUGCAGUGGCUUUGUAGUGUUUUGAGCAUGUUUGCACAGCGUACCACAGAAUUGUACCUCCGCAGACCUGGUGAAAAUGAAUCAUGACCAUCAAUAAAAUAUACUUGUAAAUUUG